UUUUGAAAAAACGGUGGUGCACACAUGGCUAAGUUCACACCAUAUAGAGAAUAUAUACUUUAAUAUUCACCCGUUACAACGUUGAAUGGAUAACAAAACAUAUUGAUACAAACACACACACACACGAACAGCCACACUCACACGGCUGGAGAGACAGCCCAUUAUAUGAUCGUCUGUCUUUGAGCACACGUGAUUGAGUGAGCGUACGCAACAGUGUUGAUAUACCCGGUGUAACGACACCAUCAGACGUGGACCAAACAGACGAUGUCAGGCCACAACAGUAUAACAACCUCCAAACAACAUGACCACACGGGACACUAGACAGCUUCAGGGGAUGACCUUACUAGGUAGUGCUGAUAAGGAGUCUAUGGUUACAAAUGAUGAAUGACAUUAACUUUGGUGUAUAGACAGUUAUUAAAUCUGGGAUUGUGUUGGAUUGAAAACUCCCGAAAACAUGCCUCGGUCAUUCCUUGUGAAGAAAGUGAAAUGUGACGAUGACAAGUCUAUGCAUGGUCAUUACUGGUCCAAGGAGAUAUACGAGGAUGAUGUGGACAGUGUCCGAGCAGUCACACCCUAUACGCCCAGCACACAUCCUCUGGCUGUUCGAGUUAACAACGGGUACAUAAGCGACCUUAUAGUGCCGUCACUUCCAGUUAACGCAUCUGUUGCUGAGAGCGAAGAGAAACCACAACCCCCAGCUGCUCAUGUAGAAAUUCAGUUUGAGGAUGUGCGUGAUGAAGAAUGUCCCGUUCUUGAUCUCAGCCCUGAUCGGAACAAAAACAACAUUGAAGAAAUUGGAAGAGGCGUUACCAUAGGAUACACCUACGACGCGUUCUUCAUAAGCGAUGGGCGUUCCCGACGUAAAAAUGCAUUUGGUAUUCCCGAGAAGGUAUCCAAGCAACGAUACACGUGUAAUGAGUGCGGGAAAGAUUACGCAACUUCCUCCAACCUUUCCCGCCACAAGCAGACACACAGAAGUCUAGACAGUCAGCUAGCGAAGAAGUGUCCCUAUUGUGACAAGGUUUACGUCAGCAUGCCGGCUCUGUCUAUGCAUAUUCUAACACACGAACUCAAACAUCGUUGCGAUAUCUGUGGAAAGAGUUUUUCCAGACCAUGGUUGCUGCAUGGGCACAAACGUUCUCAUACCGGAGAGAAGCCAUACGGAUGUGCACAUUGUGGAAAAGCAUUCGCCGACCGCUCCAACCUCCGAGCACAUAUGCAAACUCAUUCGGCAUUCAAACACUAUACCUGUAAGAGAUGCAACAAAUCGUUUGCCUUAAAAUCAUACCUAAAUAAACAUUACGAAUCGGCUUGUAUAAAAGAUGGUUCAGAAUCUUCUUUAGAUAUGCUGAAACAUAGCAUUUCUCCUCAUUCCGAAAGUUUUAACUUUUCGUAAUGAUGACUGGAUAGAAUGGUUUAUGCAGUGAAUCACCGCAAUGAUUCCCCCUGAUUGAUGCUCCGUUUAUGAAGUAUGACUACUUAUGGUACUAACCGCGUUACUCACAAUUAGAGCAGCAAACAUCCCUAUAUCACAAGGAAUUGUGUCAACGGGGACAAGAAUCCGAUGAUACACAUAUUACCAAACAAACACUCGUAGUGUAUGUCUAGAUUCACAAAUAGUGGAAUAGCUACAUGCUUUAUCUCUACACGGAUAGCUGUGUUAGCGGAACGAGGUUUACUUCAUUACUAACGCAGAUUUAAAAUGAAUUUGUUUGUAUAGACGUUUUAACCCAACGAUUUUGUAGAUUGUAUGAAUGUUAUACCCCCUUUUAGUGACCAUUCACCUUCCUACCGCCAGUAGUGCCAGAACAUGUGUGAUAACAGAACAGUAUAUAACCAACCAGUGCCCCUUAAUCCCCAUCGAAAACACAUUUUUUCUAUUUUCUAUUUUCUUACAAAAUCCUGUUUAACAAUUUUGAUACAAACACAUUAUAUAUGUUGGUGUUAUUUCCCACCUACUAGUCUACGUAUUUGUUGGAAAGAUGUGUUAAACAUACAUCAUGAAAUCAUAUAUGUUGAUGUUAUUCACCCGACCUAGUCUUAAAUAUUUUUGGAGAUGAGUGUAUUACAUCUAGUCAGUAUUAUGUACAGUUAUUGACACAAACCCACAAGUGCAAUCAAAUAUAUGCAUGUUUUGUAGUGUUAGUUAGAGUAAGUAGAACCUCGAUAGAAUCCUCCGCUACCGAAAUUGUUUAUGACUUAAUCGCAUAUGCUUCCUUUCAAUGACAUCAAACUCUUUUCAACCAAAAGUUUGACCCUAAAAUUAUUUAUAACACUCAGGUAAUUAUGAAUUAUUGCAAACUGCUAUCAAAAUCAACGGGAGAUAACCCUGACACAAAUUCUAGGUAUAAUGGCAAAGUAUCAUAUACCAUUAAUUUAAUCCAUUUUCAUUUUUUAUAUUUUAUGAGAUCUGUAACAAAUACCUAAUCAAUUAUCAAUAAUUACCAAUAUUCUGCAUAGUGACGUAUUACUUAUUAUGAAAAUAUAAGUUUUUCUAAUUGAAAUGUAUAAAACAUUUACGACCAUCCUCAAAAUACCACUCUUGAGUAUUCGCUCCCUGCAUAUUUUCUUCUUGUUAUCAAACGAAUAAACACUUUGAGCAACGAGGUUCUACUCUAUCUCAGAAUUUUCCUAUUAUUUCUAACCAAAUACACUAUUUAGUGUAUAUAUUUGGUUAGAUUUGAUGUUUCCUAUUGGUUGUUUAACGAAGGAGAAACAGUAUUUUCAAUUUGUCCGAAUCACUAUUUAUUGGUGUUUACCAAGCACAUGUAAAUAAUUGUAGUAUUGAUCUGUGUUGUUGCUUGCGAAUAUCUCUUUGUACCUGUUGAUUAAUUGGUGCUCAAUGUUUUCCUUUAUUAUUUCAAAAUAGUUUACAAACCACAGACAAAUGACCCACAUAUAGCUGAUACACAAUUAACUCCCUUAACGUAAGCAUUAAAUAUCAACGAUUGCUUUAUUACAUAGUAUUUCAAAAGUAUGUUAAUGUAAGUUUAUUUUAGUAGACGCAAAAGUAAAUUAUGCGUUACCAUAGAUAAUUUUAACGAAUUUUAAAAUGAUUGGUAAAUAUUCUGAUUUCGUUUCAAAAUUUAUAAUAGGGAGUGUUCACUUGUCGAUAUGAAAGACUUACCAAUGCACCAUUAUAUCGAAGUUUUACUGGGAGAUUAAAGAGUAAAACACAUAAUUUACUGUCAAGUUUGUUUUUGACUGUCUCUCUAUGUCUCUAUUUUCGAUUUUGUUUGGCAUUGUUGAACGUCCUAUCGGUGCAUAAAGGUCAUUUUAAGACGGUCACUAUUUUGAGAAAAGUUUCGUUGAAAAGUUUGGUAAAAAAGGAAAAUUUUAACCAUUAGUAAUUGAAUUUCAGGAUAAUCAUGUGAUGUAGAUAUGGUUUAUGAUAACACAAUGUGAUAGUAAUGUGAAAGUUUUCUUGUUACCAUAAAGUUCAAUACUCAAUUGCGAACUCCUUCAGGAGAAUGGUCUAAAAUACCUUUGUAGCAUACUGAAACACACCUGCAUAUUUUUGGUUUUCAUUCAUAUAACGUGGUAGGAUCGAUUGGCCUAAAAAUCCCAUAGAAAUACGCUAUAAGCCUAAGGCAUAAAUAAUUGUAUGAUGCACCGUGUGAUUUUUUUAUCAGUUAAACCAUGAUAUGAAAGUCCCAAUAAUUCCGUAAUCAGUUAUUAAUCUGAUACUGAAUAUCUGAAUAUAAAUGUUCAUUGCAUUAUUUAGCAGCAAUCAAUUGUUGACAUUUUGUAUACGCAUCUAUUGACGUCAUUUUCGCCGUUUAACUCAAGGUCAAAUUUAUCAAAUCGUCCUAAACAACGAUGUGUGUAGAAUAGAGAUGAUUACGUCACAACGCAUUUCGAUGAUAUCAUUUUUGGGUUGUUUUGAGGCAUUUUGUGAAAUAUUUAUGAUUGUUUUCAUAGUUUUAGAUAUAACUUAUACUACAAAUAGUAUAAUUUAUCAAUUAUUUAGAUAUUUAUCACUGUAUUAAAUUCGUGUGCCAACAAUUGAAAGUAGAUGUUGUCUGCUUGCAUGUAACGCUACAUAUGUACAUAAGUUUUCUUUCUUUAUUCACUACUUUUAUACUUUUUCACCAAACCUUUUUGCUCACCAUUGUCCUAGUGUGCAAAACAGACAAAAGAAUUGAGGAUACUGCGCCAAUACACCCAUUUUCGGUAGCAGUGUGAUUCUGUCUCCCUAAAUCAUUCACAGUUGUCCUGAACACUAUGUAUAUAGGUCUCCUCUUGACAUUUUUUUUUUCAUUUUGUAGGAAUUCUAACAUUUUGAUCAACUUUUGCAUGUAUUGAAUGCAAAUAACAAUAUAUUACAAGGCCUGAUUAUAAAAUCUGUGUUAGAAUACCAUACUAUUUAUGAUAACUUAAUCGAAUUCGCACUUACCUUGAUUGUCUUAUGUGCCAUAUAUCUUUCAUAUAUGAUUGAUAUUUAAAAAUCGUGCGAUAACC
Molecule: messenger RNA, 4461 nt
Organism: Pecten maximus
Lineage: Eukaryota; Metazoa; Mollusca; Bivalvia; Pectinida; Pectinidae
Product: transcriptional repressor scratch 1-like
Exons: 2
Coding region: 455-1396 (313 amino acids)
Biological process (GO): regulation of DNA-templated transcription
Molecular function (GO): RNA polymerase II cis-regulatory region sequence-specific DNA binding; DNA-binding transcription factor activity, RNA polymerase II-specific
Source: RefSeq, a predicted model, not a curated record